Microtus oregoni (creeping vole) is the source of this 7768-nucleotide messenger RNA. RefSeq names its product zinc finger matrin-type 3 (gene Zmat3). Gene Ontology annotation, molecular function: zinc ion binding; nucleic acid binding. Bases 356 to 1222 code for a protein of 288 amino acids. NCBI's taxonomy places the organism in Eukaryota, Metazoa, Chordata, Mammalia, Rodentia, Cricetidae. The transcript has 6 exons. The record is from RefSeq and is a predicted model, not a curated record.
CAGCCUCGGCCGCCUGCGGCGACCGGCGGGCUCCCGAGCCCGAUCCCGCAGCCGUUCGCGCAGCCGCCUCGGCGACUGGGUGCUCCCCGCCGGCAUCCGCGCGGGACCGGAGUGCGUGUGUGCGCGCCCAGCCCAGGAAUGGCUUGGGUGGGGGCGAUGCUGCAGGGGCGCAGCUUUGAGUCCUAAGAGCAGAGCCUGGGUCGCCGGGGCCUCCUUCCCAUCUCAGCCUCCUUCUGUGAUGUAAAACAGCCUCCGGAACUCUUUUUUUCUCUGCUUGCCGCGUUCUGGUGACCUCUGAGUUUGAAGACGCCACCCCUGAUCACCCACUGGAUUAUGCCCGUGGCUUUUCUACCUGAUGAUUCUCUUGCAGCAGGCUGGACUUCCUCCACCUAAGCGGCCCUCGACCUCUCCUCCUAUGUCAGUGGCUGCCAGGUCCACAAGGACCUUGCAGCUUCCACCACAGAAGGCUUUUGGGCAGGAGACAUCCUUGCCCCUGGCAGGGGAAGAAGAGUUAGCUAAGGGAGGGGAGCCAGACUCUGCCCUGGAGGAGCUCUGUAAGCCCCUCUUCUGCAAACUCUGCAAUGUCACCUUGAACUCUGCUCAGCAAGCCCAGGCACACUAUCAGGGUAAAAACCAUGGCAAGAAACUCCGAAAUUAUUACGCAGCCAACAGCUGUCCUCCUCCAGCCAGGGUGAGCAGCGUGGUAGAGCCUGUAGCCACACCCCUCCUUCCUGUCCCGCCACAGGUGGGCUCCGGCAAGCCAGGGGGGAGAGUGAUCCUGGCCACAGAGAACGACUACUGUAAGCUGUGUGACGCCUCCUUCAGCUCCCCUGCGGUGGCUCAGGCCCACUACCAGGGGAAGAACCACGCCAAGAGACUUCGUCUGGCUGAAGCUCAGAGCAGCUCGUUCUCGGACUCUGCAGAGGCAGGGCAAAGGCGGACCCGGAAGGAAGGGAGUGAAUUUAAGAUGGUGGCCACCAGGAGGAAUAUGUACACAGUCCAGAACAAUUCAGGUCCUUACUUCAAUGCCCGCUCUCGGCAGAGGAUCCCGCGAGAUCUCGCCAUGUGCGUGACUCCCAGCGGCCAGUUCUACUGUUCGAUGUGUAAUGUUGGCGCUGGUGAAGAAGUCGAGUUCCGGCAGCAUCUGGAGAGCAAGCAGCACAAGAGCAAAGUGUCUGAACAGCGCUACCGGAGCGAGAUGGAGAAUCUGGGCUACGUGUAGCCAUGGCCGCCUGCGCUCCUGGAGAAACUGGUCCUGCCUGUUGUUUGCCUUCUGUCAGCCUGCCUUGCUUUGUGGUCCCCUUAAUCCAUACAUUCCUCAUUCCCCUGCUGAGGAUGGGUAUCUGCAGUCCUACCAUGAGUACCACUUGGGGUGGGGUUUGAGCAGGUGAUGGGCUCUCCUGGAAAACACCGUAUAUACUGUCAAGCGACUUAUAGUAUGCGACCCACCUGCCCCGUCGGAAGUAACUUUUUUAUCUUGGCCAAGUUCUGUUUCACCAGGAGUAGCCUGACUGCUUAGAGCUAUGACCAUUUAAAAACGGCAUCUACUUUUGCAAUUUUAGUUUUAUGCAUAUUAGGUGAAAAAAACUUGACUUCAGUUUGUCCUUCAGAUUAUAGUAAAAAGAUAAACAGAUUCCCAUUUCCUGAUGUUCCUGGGGAGCCAUCACCCCAGUGUGGUGCCGGGCUAGUACAUGUGCUGUUACGGUGUGUGCUUGGGUCUCUCGGCAACAGUUCGUCCCCUGGGGCGUGUCUCUCUGUAAUUGACACGCAGGCUCUUUUGAAUCCAGACACUUCCAGAAUACGUAGGUUCUUUUGAAGCUGUGACUUUAUCUCCAGUUGUGAAUUGCACACAUUUAAUCCCCACCUCCCCCCUCCUACUUGGGUCGGUGUGUUUGCUGAGAUCAUCUCAUGCCCUGGUCGGACUGUCAGUCUGGGACUCAGAUUUGACUAUCUGAUGAGUUGAAGAUGGAUUAUUCUUUUAAAAAAUAUAUUUUCAGAUGAUUCAAGGAAAUGCAUGGAUGUGUUUGCGGUUUCAAUUUGGGAAUUAUAUUUUCACUGAUAAUUGCGUCAACGCGUCAUUGUCUGUGGCUUUUUGAUGAUUGUGUCCUGGCACCGCCCUGGCAGGUGACGGGCCCUCCUGGGAAAUACCACUCUUUCUUCCGUGGAAAGUUUUUUUUUUUUUUAAGCUGAUCGAGUUUCAGUGUCCUUUCCAGUAGAAAAACACACAGACGUUGUGUUUUCUUCUUUACUUCCUUGAGAAGACUGAAAACACAGAUGGCUGUGGUGUCUAAUGACUCUAUUGGGAUUAUUAUUUUUUAAAUAAAAAGCCAUAGUGUAUGUCUAGAUCGGCUGCCGGAGUAUUAUGUGAACCUGUGUUCACCGUGUUUCCUCUGUUUUCUACUUUUCUUCAUGUGCUAAGAGCAGUGUGCCUGUCUUCGUAGGGAAGCGUGACUCCGCAGAAGGUUUAUAGUAAGCGGUAUUUUGCACUAUGACAGAUGCACAGUUUAUUAUCCUGUCACUUCUGGAAACCGCUGUGGGACCUUGAGAAUUCUCCAGGCACAUGGGUGGAGAGGAAGGAAGCGCUCACUUCUCCCCCUUUCCACUUUUACUUCAGAACAGUUGAGACUCACAAUUAAAGGUCAGUUUUAUGAUUAGCUUCUAGAACAGUACCCGGUUACUUUCUCCUGUUGAAAUGAUGGUCUCCUGAAAAGUAGAGCUAUUUGGUUAAAGUAUUUCCCCCCUUCGAAACAGAAGAAAGAGCAGUGUUCCCUUGAGCUUUGAUCUCCGUUUGCAGCUCCUCGUCCCAGAACCCCUCCCUCUGGGGCCAUCUAUAGAGCUGGUCAGUUUAGGACCAUUUAGCACGUGUCUUUUUAGCCAUUUGGUUCCUCAUUUUGCUGCUAAGUAUAAUUCUUCAGUAGAUUGAAGCAUAGUGCCGGCCACUCGGUUCUGUGAUUGUUUUAACAAUCUCCUUUGCUCUCUCUGCAGGGGUAUGUGUCUGUGUAUCUCUGUGUUGGUGUCUGAAGAUACAUGCUUCCUGCCCCCUAGUUUUAUGUGAUACCCCAGAGAGAAUUUCACCUCAUCUUUAUCUCAGAAUAACGUUGAAAGAUUCUGGUAUAGAUUUCCAUUUUAUAAAAGUGACAUUUCAUCUGCUCUGAAAUUUUCCUUUGGGAAUGAAGUCAAAGGAUGUGUCUUCCCCCACUCUUCUAUAUACCCCUCAUCCUCCUGUACAGCCCCCAUUUUCCUGUAUGUACCCCACUCUUGUGAAUUCCCCCUCCUGUAUGUUCCCCAACUCUCUAUGCCCCCCGCCUGUAUGUUCCCCAACUCUCUAUGCCCUCCUCUCCUGCACAUCCCCCCACUCUCCUGUAUGUACAAAAAAACAGUGGACUUAAGGGCUUGAUGUGUUAUCAAGCCUCGUGAAUUCAGGUUUCUAGUCUCCCAGUGCCCUUAAUGGAUGUUAGGGACGCCUAAGUAUGGUUUCUUUUAGAGAAAAAUGUUAGAUUUAUAGAGUUAUUUCUAUAUUCCUUUGCACUUGUUCUAUGACACGCCAGUGCCAGGUUGCCUACAAAAACUCAACUUGUUUCUAAACUCUGGAAGCUGAUAAGUCACUGCCAAGGUCAUUGUCAGAGGUCAUGUGGAUGUGCGGAACCCUUGGAAGUUCCCUGGGCUGAGGCUGUACUGUGCAGUAGGUGGGGCCGAGGGUAGCAGGGUAUUGAGGCUGCAUGGUAGUGUCCCGUGAAAUGAACUCGGUGUGGAAAUUAUCCCUUGUCUGACCAAGCUGUGGUGGCGUCUGAGUCAGUUAAGUGAGCUCUCUGUUGGUUUCAUUUUGGGAGGCCUUGUCCUGUUAUAUGAGACAACCCCCCUCUUCCCCAGGAAUCGUCUGUCUCAUGAUAUGCCACAGUCAGUCAUGGACGGACAGACGUCCAAACAAAGGCAGCCUUAGUCCAGAACGAGGUAGAUUUCAGGUCCAUCCGUGUGCAGCUUUGCUGUCCUCUCUCAUGACUGUGUCUUGUUAGGAGGGCCAUCAGAACACCCAGAUCCAAGGCCACUUCCCAUCUGGAUCCCUCUGCCUUUGGAGGGCAUCAGCUUUGAAGUCCAGCUACAGCCCAUGCAUGCCCUUUGGUCUUUUAGACGUCACCCGAGCAGAAGACUUGGCUGGUCUGGGUUAGUCUGUGUCCUAUCACUUGCAAACCCGUGCCUGUUGUUUUAUGCUUGUCUGCCUGCCUCACACAAGCUGAAUUUUGCGUGUUUUUUUUUUUCCACACCGUUUGUCUUAAAGAGAACUUUCUCCUCAAGUCUUUACAUUUUAGUUCACUGUGAGCUUGGGAGGUCAGCGAGGAGUUUCUAAGCCCUGGCAAUGAGUGACGGACCGUGCUCAGAGAGCGUGUGCACGUCCUGUGAUCCGAGGCGAAUCAACCCCCUCGCCCCACAAAGCUGCCCUGCAGAGCUUUGAGUAGCCCGCAGUCUGCAGUCUAAAUAAGGCGAAGAGAUGGUGCAUCUUCUUCCUGUGACAGCAGCCUCUUCCAUCCUGUGUCGCCUGGGACUCGGCCAUAGCCAUCUACGGAUGGUGAUGGGAAAUGAGUCUGGACAGAGAGGAAGCGGCUACACAGGGCUUUCUCUGUGGAGGGGUUCUGGAACAGCAGGUUGGCUCUGUUAAGUGUCAGAAUUUCGCUGAAAGUAUUUACUAGCUGUGAGGUGUGUGCCCACGCAGUGGAGUGUCUUUCGAGGGGGGGACAUACUCUGUUGGUGUAUGCAGAAGUUUAAUGUAGAUAUUUGAACAGGUGUUUUAGGAACGUUCUACCUUGCCUUCCUACUUUAAGUCUCUCUUAGGAGUUUUUUUUUAAUACGAUGUAAAAAAUGCUUAGUUGCCUUUUGUUGUGGGUGAGUGAGUGGAUGGAUACUAACCGUGGAACUAGCUUCUCAUGAGACAUUUAUACGAAUGGUGUGUGGUGGCAUUCCUCCCCAUUAUCCGUAGAGAUUCUUUAUGGAACUCCCUUUCUCUGUCGCUACCAAAAAAGUCCUGGCUCGUGGUCCUAUGUGACCUUGUGUCCGUUAAGCCCCAAAUAUGAGUGCCUUUAGCAAGCGAUAGCAUUUCACAGAGGGUGGAAGUGACAGAAUUAAUGCAGCGAGCCACCGUCCAUAAAAUAGCUUGAAAUAGUAAAGGUCCUUGUCAGUUCUGUUCUAUGUCUCCCCCCCACCCCCCUUCUUAGUGCAAUCUCAAUUUGCUAUUGGGUAAAACUGCACUCUAUAGAAACCUGGUUACCGUGGUUGGCUGUAGUCACUGGGUGGGCUAUGUCCUGAUUGCCGCAGCCGGCAGCAGUCGCCUGGGCGGGCUGUGUCCUGCUUGCCACAGCUGGCAGUAGUCGCCUGGAUGGGCUACGUCUGGUUGCUGCAGCUGGCAGUAGACGCCGGGGUGGGCUAUGUCCUGGUCGCCCUGGCUGACAGUAGUCCUGGGCGGGCUAUGUUUGAUGAUGCAGAGAAUUCAGCGUGAGAUGCUGAGGUUAGAAAAACUUCCUAUGCUGAUGGUGCCCUGGCUUGGUUCUUCUGUAGGGCAGAGAGAAUUACGUAUCUGCACAUAAAGUGCACUGAGGGACAGCCUGGGACAGCAGCUCCGGGUCAUCUGGUGUGGAUGGAGGGGCCUUCCCAAGCAAGCUUGAGGCCUUUGAAAGCAACAGUUUUCUUACUUUGAUUAACUGAAAACUUCAAAUUCCCUGAGUCUUUACAAUCUUUCGAAUGUAUGACUAAACUAAUUUUUGUGUGGAAAUAGCAGUGUUGGCCUCAACGUUUUAUUAUGAGGAAUUUUGGUUUUUGUCAAGGCGGAAAGCGUUUGCAGCGUACCUAACGGUGGGUGUCCUCCCCUGCCAACAUCUCCCCACUUGCAUUUCCACGUUUCUCCCCAGGAGCCCAUCACCGUGAUCGUCUUGUCUGUCCGUCGUCAGGACACAGACAGUGCCCCUGCUGUGGGUGUCGUGCACUAGGAUUUAACAUUUAACCGCUAAUACCUUAGCAAAGCCUCCCGUGUCGGUCAUCACGUGAGCCAGUGACCAGUCCUGGUUCUCCCCUGUGACAUCAGCCUUCCAUGUUUCUGUUCUUGGAGUUUCCAGCAAGUCUGCAGCAGGUCACCUGGCCCUCACAGGCUACAUCCCCGACGGGGCUAGCUGUGAGCCCUCCCUGGGCGCUGUGGCCACUCACCUCCUAUCCUGUAUGUAUCAGAAUCAACGCUAAGACAACAGUCCCGUCCGUUGAGGGGUGGGCGAGCCUUAGGGCUGUCUGCAGCCAGUCACGCUGAGGAAAACUGCCUGUCUCCAUCCUGUGCUCACCUGCUCUGCAGAACUGAAGGGAGACUGACGGGCAGAUAACUCAGGGCCCAAACUUGAUUGCUUCUGGAUAUUAACCUUAGGCUUCCAAAGUGAACUGAAUGCUUCUUUUGGGCUCUUAGUAGGGCUGUGUUUAUUUUUGUGAAUUAGAAUCUUAUUUUUUGACAUUUCACAAUUCUUUUGGCAUAAAGAUAUUCUUGGGCAUUCGUUGUGGUUUUCUUUUGUAAAGGUUCAUCUAGCCCAGGCUAGUCUUAAUUCUAUCUACUAUGUAGCUGGGAUGACCUUGAACUCCCAAUCCUCCUGCCUCCAUCCCUUGGUGCUGGGAUUACAGGCAUGUACCACCAUGCCAGGCGAUAAUCGUAGUUUAAUUGCUAAACUCUCACUGCGCUGUUGAACACCAACGAAUGCAGGGUCUGUCUGAUUCUUCGGUCUUUCGAUGGCGUUCAUGGUCACUGUUACAGUAAGUGUUCCAGCAGCCCCUCCCUGUGGACAUGGUGUUCGUUAUCCCUUACCACUCACGAGGUCUCUAUCUGAUUUUUCUUUUCUUCCUUUUCUUUUUAAAGAAAGUGACUCCGCAUGUCGGGAUGAGUGAUACUGCCUUAGGGCAAAGGCAGCAUCCAUACUUGGGAACAAACCUCUUGGAAGUGGCUGGUCAUUGUUCUGCCUUCUCUUGGUACCUGUCAAAGGCUCUGUGAGCCGGUGUGUCGUCUUGUAAGAGUCUCAUGUCGACUCUGCUUACCUGUGGUCCCCCAGUCAACCGCAGUGACCUGGCGUGGGUUUGGUGUGUCGUCUUUGAAAUGCCUUACUGGGUAUGCUGUCCGCUGAGACCCACAUGACUUCUCUGGGAUGCGUGCUCUCGAUCCGGAAGCAACGCGGAUCUCGCUUUCAGUAUCAAGGGUGCAUUUUAACGCAGUGGUUGUCUUAAGCUAGGAACGAAGUAGAAAGCCAAGAGACUUUGGAACCCUUCACGUGAUCAAUCCCAUGGCGAGCUGUAAAUGUGCUUUUGCUGAUUUACUCUUAAGAAUGCAGCUGAGAAGUACCAGUCCGAACCACAGAAGUGGGGCUGUGCCCUGGGAUGCUCUCCGCUUGUCACUCGGGGGUUGAAGACCUGAGCAGGCUGUCGGGCAGUAGGCCAGUCUCUGUUUGGAGAUCUCCUGUUCAGGGGGGGCUACAGAGCUGAUGGAUAUGUCACAGGCUUCAAACCAAUCAACUGUGAAUUGUGAAAUUGAAAUUGCCCUUUCAGUUUUAUUUUCUUCUGCCUAUUAAAUAUAGAAGUCUGAAUGUUAUUUAAGCUUCUACUGCUUACGUUGAUGGCUCAUCUUGGCUGUGUAUUCUCACGUAUGUACUGAUUUCUGAUAAAGGCUUGAUGAUAUUGUAACAGGCUUUUUGUUCAGUUUAAUAAAAUGGUUUUUGAGUCUUGUCUCAAAAGUGAUUAUGAGUUGGAAAUCACGGGU